This is a messenger RNA of Patella vulgata (common limpet), 294 nucleotides long. RefSeq lists its product as uncharacterized. The record is from RefSeq and is a predicted model, not a curated record. The transcript has 4 exons. Bases 1 to 294 code for a protein of 97 amino acids. Gene Ontology annotation, biological process: G protein-coupled receptor signaling pathway. Gene Ontology annotation, molecular function: G protein-coupled receptor activity. NCBI's taxonomy places the organism in Eukaryota, Metazoa, Mollusca, Gastropoda, Patellidae. Gene Ontology annotation, cellular component: plasma membrane.
AUGUUUAAUCAAACUGAAGCAACAGCAGUUUUAGCUAUGACCUUUGAGAGAUAUUUGGUUGUGGCCUUUCCCCUUCGGGCUUCGAGGCUGAUUACCACCAAGAAAGCAGUGAUGGCUAUCGUUGGUCUUGUUGUCGACAAUCUCAUGUAUACUAACCACGCUAUUAAUUUUAUCUUAUAUAUGUUGAGUGGGAAUAAAUUCAGGAAAGAGUUUAAGAGACUUCUUUGUUCCCGUGGACAGAACGCGCAAACAAAUAACAACCGAGCUGUUCACUUGAGUAUGAAUAAACUUUAA